This is a messenger RNA of Miscanthus lutarioriparius, 714 nucleotides long. NCBI's taxonomy places the organism in Eukaryota, Viridiplantae, Streptophyta, Magnoliopsida, Poales, Poaceae. The record is from the annotation of a GenBank genome assembly.
AUGCCCACCCCGGACCCACCCUACGCCGAGGACAUGCCACGCCGGGACUGCCCCAACUUCUACUACGACCAAGAGGACAUCCUCUUCGCCGAGGUCUCCCGGCGCGGCGGCGACGUGAGCUGGUCCGUGCACCGCCACAACAUCAUCCUCGGCUUCUCCCCACGGAGCGCCAUCAACGUCGUCCGCAGCCUCUGCGUGUACGCCGCCAUCUGCUGCAAGGAGGGGGUCGCGCUGCGCUGGCCGGGGUACCUCGGCUCUUGGGAGAGCUUCAGCAACGCCUCCGGCGCGGACCUCAUCGCUGAGCAGCACAUCUGGGCGGCCGUGGACCCCAUGGCCAAGAACCAGGCGUUCAACUGCAACAACGGAGACCUCUACAGCUGGAAGAUGCUGUGGCCGAUGCUUGCGGCUCGUUUCGGGCUGGAGUGGACUGGGUACGACGGGGAGGAGAAGCAGUUCAAGGUGUCGGAGGCCAUGGCCGGGAAGGAGGCGGUGUGGGCAGAGAUCGUCAGGGAGAACCAACUCGUGGAGACACACCUCCACGACGUUGCCGAUUCGUGGCUUAUGGUCGUCGUGGUGUAUGGGUACGGCACCAAUUGGAAGCUUUUGGACAGCAUGAACAAGAGCAAGGAGCACGGAUUCCUCGGCUUCCGUGACACGUUGAAGUCCUUCAACACAUGGAUCGACAAGAUGAAGGCCUACAAGAUUAUUCCUUGA